This is a messenger RNA of Knipowitschia caucasica, 1104 nucleotides long. NCBI's taxonomy places the organism in Eukaryota, Metazoa, Chordata, Actinopteri, Gobiiformes, Gobiidae. The record is from the annotation of a GenBank genome assembly.
AUGCCCAACAUCGUGCUUUUCAGCGGGAGCUCGCACCACGACCUGUCCCAGAAGGUGGCCGAUCGCCUCGGACUGGACCUGGGCAAAGUCAUCACCAAGAAGUUCAGCAAUCAGGAAACAUGCGUGGAGAUCGGCGAGAGUGUCCGCGGGGAGGACGUGUACAUCGUGCAGAGCGGCUGUGGAGAGAUCAACGAUAACCUGAUGGAACUGCUCAUCAUGAUCAACGCCUGCAAGAUCGCCUCGUCGUCCCGGGUCACCGCCGUCAUCCCCUGCUUCCCCUAUGCUCGCCAGGAUAAGAAGGACAAGAGCCGAGCCCCCAUCUCUGCCAAACUAGUGGCUAACAUGUUAUCUGUGGCCGGGGCAGACCACAUCAUCACCAUGGACCUCCACGCUUCACAGAUACAGGGUUUCUUUGACAUAGCAGUAGACAACUUGUAUGCUGAACCAGCUGUUCUACAGUGGAUAAAGGAGAACAUUCCAGAAUGGAAAAAUUGCAUAAUUGUGUCCCCAGACGCUGGGGGAGCCAAGCGUGUAACUUCCAUCGCAGACCGCCUUAACGUGGACUUUGCCCUCAUCCACAAAGAGAGGAAAAAGGCCAAUGAAGUGGACCGCAUGGUGCUGGUGGGAGAUGUCAAGGACCGAGUGGCCAUUCUGGUGGACGACAUGGCCGACACCUGCGGCACCAUCUGCCACGCCGCUGACAAGCUGAUCGACGCUGGUGCGGUCAAAGUCUACGCCAUCCUCACACACGGAAUCUUCUCAGGUCCUGCCAUUUCUCGCAUCAACCAAGCCCCGUUUGAGGCUGUGGUCGUGACCAACACAAUACCACAAGAGGAGAAGAUGAAGUCAUGCCCCAAAAUUCAGGUGAUCGACAUCUCCAUGAUCCUAGCAGAGGCCAUCAGGAGAACCCACAACGGCGAGUCCGUGUCCUACCUCUUCAGUCAUACAACACUCCGUCUAAACAAAACAAUGGCAGACAAGCCCGAUAUCUCUGAGGUGAGCAGCUUCGACAAGUCCAAGUUGAAGAAGACAGAGACGCAAGAGAAAAACCCCCUGCCUACAAAAGAAGUCAUCGAACAGGAGAAGGCUGCUGGGUCAUCAUGA